CACACUGUGAUAUUCAACGACGAAACACCAUAUGAGUGAACGCAGGCAGUCAACCGUGGCUGGGCUCACUCUUUUGACACUGUCUGUACCCACGCUACUAGCCAGAGCUACUACCUCCAGGAGUUGCCAGUUGUCGAAAAGCAACCCCACGUCGGAUCCGGAUUGUCCGAGCGUGGAUAUCGUCCACUUACAUUUUCGCGACAACUUGCUCGCAGCAGUCAUCGACAACACUGAGGAGAGUGAACAACCCUUAACACUUCGGCCUCACGGGCAUUAAGACCUUUAGAUACAGUACUGACAGCCCUGUAUGUAGCCUCGUGCGCAGGAGCCGGUUUAAUCCAUCCUAGUUUUUCUCAACCUGUGAGUCACUUCACCAAAAUGGCGGCCAUUCAGCACGACGCAGCCAAUGGCGAACAGCCGUCUGGCAGCAACAAAAGAAAAGGCUAUAGUUCGCGAUGACGUCAUACACGCGAAAAGGGACACUGCGCGAGGCUAUCAUUUGCGUUUCCAAGGUCGUCGGCGCAGAAUCAUCAUAGAAUUUUCUCAAGGACUCCGGCGACACUGCAACUCACACGAUUCACCUUUUACUUCUACGACUAUAAGUAUUCCGUAUUGCGUCUCAAAAAAAAAUUGUUCGCCUAGAAAAUUUCGAAAAAAAAAAAAUUAUUUUUUUUCCAGUACCAAAAGCUACACGCACAAAUACCAAAAAAUUUUAUGACCAAAGGAAUCCGAAACAGAUACUAGACGAAAACGUGUUCGAAUAACUUCGAUAAAUAUAACCAGGUUAGGUAUUUACGUACUUGGUCAUACAAUUUUCUGUAUUUCCAUCAUCCUGACAACUUGCAUUCAUAAUAAGGAGAUUACUACGGUAAUACUAUUUGUAACAAUACCAGGUACUAAUAAUAUGAAAAAUCAAUUCUUCUACGUUCAUCCUACAUGAGCUUCUGUAAAUCGACCUUGAUUUCAUAUCCGAUUUGAUUUGUCGAUGUGAAAACCUAACGUUGUAUAAACGUAAAGAUUGAAUGAUAACAGCACGAGUUUCCAUUGUUAUCAAUACCACGUGAGGUCAUUAAAACUGUAACAUGAUUAUUUGAAUUUGACAAGUGUCAAGAUUCGAUGUUGUUUGUUGACAGUGACAGUUUAAUUACAAAAUUCCUAUACAAUGAUAAUGAUGAUGAUGAUAGCCACUUAUUUAGCAACAACAAUAUCUACAGUACAAAUGUGGACGUACAUGUGAAAUACGUUACAACAAUAACAUUCAAAUUCCAUAAUGUAACUAUGAAAUUUCACGUAUAAGAAAUGUCAUUAGUUUUACAAUAUUUCACGAGACGCUAAGCAUCCUUGACAAUACCAGUUCAAUGAAUUUUAAUAAUUCGACUGUCACGUCAUUCGAGUUACUGUUAAAGCACCCAUACGUGUAGUCCACAACGUCACCUGCGCGUUCAAAAUUAAAUUCUUGCGUAAUUAAAUCCUGUAAUUUUUUCAAUUAACCAUAUCACGACAAAUUUCAUUAAACUACAUACGCAUUCGAUAUCACCGAUAUAAUUAUACUGGUGAUACGAUCCUUCGUUAAAUUGUCAUUUUGAUUCGUAUAAUUUACAUCGGACUUAUUACCGUAUGAUCCAGAAUGAAAUGUAAAGUCACCCCAGGGACAUAGAUACAGAGUGAUGAAGAAAGCAAGGGCAACGCGCAGGGCAUACCAACCACCCAUACCACCCUAUUAGUAUUUAGAAGAUACAAGAAGAUAAACAGUAACGCCAUCCACCCUCAGGAUCUUAGGCAGCCCUGGUGCAAGUAACAGUAAAAAAAAAUCCAAUUCCCCCAAAAAUCAUUACAAGCCAAAAGCACGUUAAAAUAGUAGCACCCCAGAUGCGUAUAAAAAUGCUUAAUUGCAGAAAAAAUAUGAUGA
This is a messenger RNA of Cephus cinctus (wheat stem sawfly), 1909 nucleotides long. RefSeq lists its product as uncharacterized. The coding region runs from base 32 to 277 and encodes 81 amino acids. NCBI's taxonomy places the organism in Eukaryota, Metazoa, Arthropoda, Insecta, Hymenoptera, Cephidae. The transcript has 2 exons. The record is from RefSeq and is a predicted model, not a curated record.